This is a messenger RNA of Aspergillus ruber CBS 135680, 2085 nucleotides long. Its product is annotated as MFS general substrate transporter. Gene Ontology annotation, molecular function: transmembrane transporter activity. Gene Ontology annotation, biological process: transmembrane transport. Gene Ontology annotation, cellular component: membrane. Lineage: Eukaryota; Fungi; Ascomycota; Eurotiomycetes; Eurotiales; Aspergillaceae. The coding region runs from base 408 to 1910 and encodes 500 amino acids. The transcript has 5 exons. The record is from RefSeq and is a predicted model, not a curated record.
CCAGAUUUCAGAGGGAGAGUGGGAAAAAGUUUUCCCACUCUGUCUAUACAAGAGAUAGAGAUGUCUCUUAACUACGGAGUCAGUAAUGCAUAGUAGUGCUGGCUUAUACUUAAUACUCUGCCAAAAGGAUCGCAACCAUGCCGGCUGGGGGUAAUACCCUCAACUCUACCAGAUUAUAUCCCCGAAUCAGGUUGUGGUGCAGCCUUUUGCCCAGAUCCAACCCAACCCCCCGCCGGUAUCCAUACUGAUGGAGUAGUGUCCUAAUCCUCGGCGGCCAAGACCCGAUGGGCUGGGGAUGCUUCAGCUGAAAAAGCUAAAUACCGCUCCAUCCCCGUACCCCACGGGGAUUCUUUAUUUCAGGGACACUUCGGGGCGAUGACAAUCUCUGACUGCAAGCAGCACAAGCCAUGGCAGACGAAAUCUCCAAGCCCGGCGUUGAUGCCGCCCACUUCGAAAAUUCGACUGGGACCAUGGAAAGGGCCGAAGCCACCGCAGUGAGCUCUGCGCUGGCCGACCCGACAAUGCGCUUGCGGAUAGAGAAGAGCCUGAAGCGCAAGCUCGAUGCUCGCUGCGGCCUCUUUGUUCUCAUCUACAUCAUGAACUACCUCGACCGGAACAACAUCGCCGCGGCUCGUCUCAAGGGGCUCCAGACCGAUCUGAACAUGGACUACAGCCAAUACGCGACCUGCCUGAGCAUUCUUUAUGUCGGCUAUAUUCUGAUGCAGGUUCCUUCCAACAUCUUCAUUAACAGAAUUGAACGGCCCUCUCUCUAUAUUUCACUCGUUAUGCUUGUUUGGGGUCUUAUCUCGACCCUGUCGGGUGUCGCCACCAACUUUGCCGGGAUGGUCUGCAUCCGUUUCUUCCUGGGCUUUACUGAGGCUGCUUUCCUCCCCGGAGCUCUGAUGAUCUUGUCGAAAUGGUAUACUCGUCGGGAGCUCACAGUGAGAAACGCUAUCCUGUUUUGUGGAAAUCUUAUUUCGAAUGCCUUUUCCGCACUCAUUGCAGCUGGAGUUCUCUCCGAUAUGCAGGGCGUUCUUGGUCAUGCUGCAUGGCGUUGGCUCUUCUGGAUCGAGGGUGCCAUCACGAUGUUAAUUGCCAUUUCUGCAGCAUUCAUUCUCCCUGAUUUGCCAACCAACACGCGCGGUUUUACAAAGGAGGAGCUGGAACUAGCUCAGCUAAGAAUGGCCGAGGACGUCGGUGAGACUGACGUUGAUUCGGAGGAUCAAGGGCCGUUGGAUGGCUUGUUCAUGGCCGUGAAAGAUAUCAAGAUCUAUAUAAUGAUGCUUACAUUUACUGCUUACGUGGUCGGCCUCUCUUUCAACGCGUUCUUCCCGAGCCUUACGGAAACCCUCGGGUUCAGUUAUGUGCCGACUCUGCUCAUGAGCGCCCCGCCAUGGGUAUUUUCCUGUAUCUUUUCGCUGAUUGUUGCCUGGAGCUCCGAUCGGUAUCAGGAGAAGUUCUGGCAUAUUGUCGGUCCCAUUCUCGUCGGCAUGGUCGGAUUCAUCAUCAGCAUGGCCACUCUGAACGUGGCAGCUCGAUACGUCGCUCUCUUCCUCCAAGCUGCUUCUUAUGCUGGCUUCAUCGUCUUCUACUCUUGGAUCAGUACAUCCUUUCCCCGCCCACCCGCCAAGCGCGCCGUCGCAAUCGCAAUGAUCAACGCAUUCAGCCAGCUAGGCAAUGUGGCUGGCUCGUACGUCUGGGAUCUCUCGGAUAACGGAUACCGGAAGAGUUACGGGAUCGUCACAGCAAUGUUUGGCAUCACUAUUGUUGGAUGUCUAGGGUUCCGGAUGUUCCUGUCUAGUCUGAAUAAGAAACUUGAGGAAGCCGAGCAUGAUACCAAUGUCCAGGCCAAUCAGGAUGAUGCGGAUGAGACGUUGCGGAUGAGUAAGGGUUUCCGGUACCUCGUUUAAGUGAAUUUGGGCUGUCGGCAAUAUGGAUAUAGAUGUAUAUGUAUGUGUCUGUGUGCUUGCGAUGAUCUUCAUGAUUUGGACAUUUUCAUAGAAGUCGAACAAGAUGCUCCCUGAUUAGGGUAGGACAAAUAGAACCCAGAGCCUAUAAGAGCAGCUGUGUGCACCCGUAAGCGCC